Messenger RNA from Harmonia axyridis, 789 nucleotides. Its product is annotated as endocuticle structural glycoprotein SgAbd-4-like. Bases 146 to 598 code for a protein of 150 amino acids. Gene Ontology annotation, molecular function: structural constituent of chitin-based larval cuticle. The transcript has 3 exons. Gene Ontology annotation, cellular component: chitin-based extracellular matrix. NCBI's taxonomy places the organism in Eukaryota, Metazoa, Arthropoda, Insecta, Coleoptera, Coccinellidae. The record is from RefSeq and is a predicted model, not a curated record.
CCCAGUUUAGAUGAACUAAGACAAAACGGAUCGUGGGGAGGGUAGUAGGAUAUCGAUAUAUAUGUUUGAACAUAAGAUGGCUAAGUAUAAAUUGGCUCUUGAUUCAUCUCUCCUCCACAGUUUGAAAGUGCACUUUUGAUUAACCAUGCAGUUACUGUUAACUAUCUCAGCUUUUAUUCUGUGCGCUACUGCGUUACCUCAGUAUAGGCCACGUCCUGUACCAAGACCUAUACCAGGUCCAAUUCAACCAGGAAGGGUUAUUGCUAUUUUGAGACAACAACAGGAUGUGAAUGUCGACGGAUCUUACCAAUAUAACUAUGAAACUGAAAAUGGAAUCCAAGCCGAAGAACGUGGCCAAUUGAAGGCAGGAUCACCAGAUCCAAUCCUUGAAGCUACAGGUGGAUUCUCCUACACCGCCGAUGACGGUACACCGAUCCAGGUUCAGUACAUCGCCAACGAGAAUGGAUUCCAACCUCAAGGAGCUCAUCUCCCAACCCCACCACCAAUUCCAGCUGCCAUCUUGAGGUCCUUGGAGUACAACGCAGCUCACCCCGAGGAAGAUGAUGGUGGUGCACCAAGACCAGGAAGAUUCGGUUGAUUGAAUUCUUAGACGAAUAACAUAUUUGAGUUACUCAACACGUGACCUGUUUCUAGUUGAAUUAUUCUGACCUUUGCUACUCUCAUAAUAUAUAUAGAUUAGGUUUUUGUUCAACCUGUGGAACUGUACAUAUUAAUGACUUUUGAUUUAUGUGAUUUUUAUAUAGCAAUAAAUAUAACAUGAGAAUGUGA